This is a messenger RNA of Pocillopora meandrina, 395 nucleotides long. NCBI's taxonomy places the organism in Eukaryota, Metazoa, Cnidaria, Anthozoa, Scleractinia, Pocilloporidae. The record is from the annotation of a GenBank genome assembly.
AUGGCGCCAUUUCUUGUGGAAAAAAUUUAUACAGACGAAAGAACAGGGGCGUACCAAGAUGUAAGUGUUUGGAGGGCUCGAUUGGAUUCCAUCCCUGAAGGUGUGUUUAUGAUCGGGGACGUUGCAUUUGGAGCGUUUACUUCCAGUUUUCCACGAAAAGCUGUGGUUCUGGUUGAUCCCUUGAUCACCAUCUUAGUGAAAUCAUCAAACCGCCAUCUUCCUAGGAGGAAAUUUGGACCGACGAGGGCUCCGGGGGUAGACAAUACGGCUCUUUUUGGCGAGUAAAUGCUCCUCCAGGCUUUGUGGCCCUAGGCGAUGUGGCUUGCAAUAACUGGUCUCAGCCGACCCCUGAAUUUACCGCCAAGUAUGCCUGCAUCCGACAAGAUUUGCUUUCU